Molecule: messenger RNA, 1648 nt
Organism: Oryza sativa Japonica Group (Japanese rice)
Lineage: Eukaryota; Viridiplantae; Streptophyta; Magnoliopsida; Poales; Poaceae
Product: glutathione S-transferase T3
Source: RefSeq, a predicted model, not a curated record
UUUAGAGAUUUAGGGUUAAAACGAUAAGGCUCCAUCCUCGCUAGUUGUGGCGAGCCCCAAAACCAACUCCCAAUCCGCAUCUCCCUCCGCUGCGCCGGCGCCGCCGCCCGCCGCCGCCGUGGCCCGGCCGUCGGCUCGCCUCCGCCUCCAUCCUCGGGCACCGGACGUCGUCCCCGCCGCCCGGAGGCCGACCCCUUUGCCUCCUUAGGCCUUCUGCCCUAGUUCCGGCGGCCUGGCUCUAAAUUCGGCCGCAGCCGGCGCAGGUCGAUCACCGCCCGCGCGCCAUUGGAAGCGGAGGUGGAGAAAGGAAGCUGGCAUUGGUGCGUGAUUGAAAUGCUGACCUGAUUUUUUUUAGUACAUUGAGGAUUAGCGAUGGAUGGAGACAGUUGUUAUGUUAACUCACUGGUUGUUAAAAUCAACUCGCCAGAGUGGGAUGAUGGCACCAUGAUGGGGGCUAGUCCACCCGAGGAGCAACAUUCAACGGUCGAAGAAGUUGUUGUCGUGAGACGAAACCAGAAAAGAACAAAGAAUUUCAGCGGGAAGGAAGACGAAGGGUUGGUUUCGGCAUGGUUGAAUGUUAGUAAGGAUGUAGUCCAAGGCAUCGAACAAUCUCGUUGUGCAUACUGGAAGAGAAUUUACGAUUACUUCCACGCAAACAAGGACUUCACCUCAGACCGUUCUCAAAAUUCCCUCAUGCACCGCUGGUCUACUAUUCAAGAGAAUGUGACCAAGUUCGAGGGUUGUCUAAGCCGGAUUGGGGAUAGAAAGCAAAGCUGGGUUUCAAGUCAAGAUAAGAUUAUGCAUGCAUGUGCUCUGUACAAGGCCGAAGAUGAGAACCAUAGGCCAUUUCACAUGAUGCACUGUUGGAAUCUCUUGAGAAACCAGCAAAAAUGGAUUGAUAGGUCGUCUCAGCUGCCAUCUCACAAAAAACAGAAGAUAACCAACAAUUCAAGUCUAGGUAUGUCUACUACUACUACUGAUGAUACUGCGGCUGCUCCUCCUCCUCCUCCAGGAUUUGAGUUAUCGAAGACUCCAGAAAGUAUUAAUGCUCCUCCAAGAUGUGAGUUAUCUGAGAGACCAGAAAGUAGGAAUGCUCCUCCAAGAUGUGAGUUAUCUGAGAGACCAGAAAAUAGGAAGGGGGAGAAAGAAAAACUACGACGAGGUGGAGAUGUGGUCUUUGUGGAGGAUUUAGAUGAUUUGUUGGCAAAGAAGAAAGAGGCAGAUGUGGAGAAAGAGCUCAAGAAAGAUGAGAGAUAUAUACAAUCACAUGCCCUAGAGCAAGAGAAGGUUGCACUAGAACAAGCGAAGGUUGCAAACGAGACAAAAAAUCUUGAGAUGAGGAGCAAAGAAUUAGAAUUGAAGACCAAGGAGAUAGAUUUGAAAAGAAUGUUAGAAGAAGAGAGGAUUAUGACUAUGGAUAUUAGUGCCAUGUCUGGGCUACAACAACAAUAUUACAAGAGCUUGCAGGAGGAGAUCGUCACUCGACGAUUUAAUAGCUCGGGUUGACCUCGUAUGUCUAUUAUUGUUGUUACGGACUAUUAUGUUUUGCGAACCAUGUUGAAGUCGUAUAGAGAAUUAUGGUAAACAGCAAACCUUGUUAAAUUGUUCGGACUGUUAUGGAAUGCAUACCUUAUAGGCUUAUACCUUA